AUGUUUGUGAUUGGAGCCGUACUCAAGCUCACUACUUGGAUCUUGCUCAUUAUCUUCUGCAUCAAGCGCAACCGCCACACCCAACAUAUCAUCACAUAUGUUAACUCCCCUCCUAUCCAACAACCAAUGCCCUUCCAACAGACCUACGCCGCACCUCAACAGACCUACGCUCCACCUCAUCGGACUGCCCAGUUCCCUCAAUCUCCUAACUUACCUCGCGCCGACUACCCUGAGAUGGUCGCCUCAUCCAUCUCCGGUACGCCUCCACCUAAUGAGGCGAAUGCAAUCGCCAAUGUUUCCAGGUACUGUGCUCAGUGCGGAAUCGCUGUCUCUAGCAGACUCUGCCCCCAAUGUGGUGCUCAAAGCUAA
Penicillium soppii is the source of this 369-nucleotide messenger RNA. RefSeq lists its product as uncharacterized. The record is from RefSeq and is a predicted model, not a curated record. The transcript has a single exon. Bases 1 to 369 code for a protein of 122 amino acids. NCBI's taxonomy places the organism in Eukaryota, Fungi, Ascomycota, Eurotiomycetes, Eurotiales, Aspergillaceae.